CUUCUGAAACACUUACCUGAACAUGAACACCAAGGUCUUCAUUCUUCUGGGUCUGGCAGCCAUUGCUGCUGCAGACAGUUUUGAAUCCUAUGAAUAUAGGCCACCACAGAGAUAUUCCUCUGAGGAAUCCUACGAGUCCGGAGAGGCCAAGUACGACUUCCAAUGGGCCGUUAAGCACGACGACUCCGGCAACGACUUCGGACACCAGGAGGCCCGUGACGGUGAAGACACUCAGGGAUCCUACUACGUGCACCUCCCUGACGGUCGCCUCCAGACCGUGAGAUACGUCGUGGACGGUGAUGACGGCUACGUGGCCGAUGUCAACUACGAAGGCGAGGCUCGAUUCCCCGACUCCUAUGAGUCUGCUUCCUUCGAGUCCCGUGAAUACAGGCCACGAUACGUCUAUGAUUCCAACGAGUCCAAGUAAAGAUUCCUUCAAUAGUGACUUGUGGUAAAGCAUGUGAAACUAUUUAUGUAUUUAUAUAUAAACUUGCACAGUAAAAACAAUUUUUGA
Molecule: messenger RNA, 514 nt
Organism: Penaeus chinensis
Lineage: Eukaryota; Metazoa; Arthropoda; Malacostraca; Decapoda; Penaeidae
Product: pro-resilin-like
Exons: 3
Coding region: 23-427 (134 amino acids)
Cellular component (GO): extracellular matrix
Source: RefSeq, a predicted model, not a curated record